Paramecium tetraurelia is the source of this 4644-nucleotide messenger RNA. RefSeq lists its product as uncharacterized. NCBI's taxonomy places the organism in Eukaryota, Ciliophora, Oligohymenophorea, Peniculida, Parameciidae. The transcript has 5 exons. Gene Ontology annotation, molecular function: ATP binding; ATP hydrolysis activity; ABC-type transporter activity. Gene Ontology annotation, biological process: transmembrane transport. Gene Ontology annotation, cellular component: membrane. The record is from RefSeq and is a predicted model, not a curated record.
AUGAUAAAAAAAGACCAUAAAUCGCAAUUCGCAAGAUAGCCUUCCCUUGGUAAAACAGAAUUUAAUAGCGGAUCCAAACAAAACGAUGAAUAAGUAAAAUACAUUCUAGCUUAGUAAGCUCUGGAAUCUCAUCCUUAAACUAUGCUGUAAUCAUCACUUUUAGAUUUUGUAAAAGCAUAUAAUGGUCCUUCUGACGAUGAUGUGCUGAGUGAAAAUAAUUCUGAUGAGGAUUCUCCUUCUAACAAUAUUGAUUUUGCUCAAGUUUACAGCCACGAAAUGAUAAUGCACGAACCGAAUAUACCUCGAUCCUAACCUUCGGAGUAAAUCGAAGAGCAAGACCAAGAAAAUCAAUACAUUAUAAGCAAGGACACCACCUAUCUGAAAUAAGAGAAUUAGACGAUUUUGAAGCAUCAACCUUAAACCACCCAAUUAACGAGCAUUGAGUAAACACAAAGAACAGAAUAAGGAUUGUUGGAAAUUUUUAGUAAAAGCGCCAACCGGAAAGUAGUUCCCGAAUCUAUUACAAAAACUUAAACCUCGACUCCAUAAUAAUUUUAUUAGUCUACUAUUUAUUAAAAUUUCUCAACUUUAUCCUAGAUUUUACUGUUGCACAUAUUCUCAUUUAUGAGGAAAGUGCAACAGUUGAUUUCAGAAUAGAGAAUUAAAUUGGGAAUAUUUCAUCUCCCAGUCUAAGACCACGAGGAUACAAUAUAACCCAAUUAUCAAAAGGCCAAAAAGCUAUUUAAUCUUAAAAUUUCGGAGUAAAUUACCUCAUUAUCAUUAUUUCGAAUCUUCUUCUUCGGAGAUAAUAAAUGGUUAACCUUCAAAAUUGUCAUGUUGGCUAUGAGUGAAACCUAUUCCAGAUUCGUAAUGGCCAUUCUAACCCAAACUCUCAUAGCUGCAGUCAAAGAUGGAAACCAGAACAGCGCUUUCUACUAAGCACUCGCCCUCGGUAUUUUGUCACUGGUAGCCCUAUUGAGCAAGCAUUAUUAAUUAUACACCAUCAAUAAUUUCUCAACGAAAAUGAGGAUGAUCUUAACUAACUUUGUUUUUGAUAGGAUUCUAGAACUGAAAGCGUAUGAGAUUAAGGAAUUCAGUGUGGGAAAUAUCAUGAACCUAGUAAGUGGAGAUAUCAAUGCAAUUGAAUUUUAAUUGAAUUUUGUAUAUGCCAUAGCCAUAAUUCCAGGAUCAAUCAUAUUUGCCUCGGUCAUUUUAUGGUUAAGAUUCAAUGGGCCGAUAGGAUUGAUUGCAAUUCUAAUUUGCAUCAUAAUCUAUCCCUUGCAAGUUUUGAUCCAAAAAAGUGUCCAGAAAGUCUUGACUCAGGUUAAAAAUAAAUAAGACAACAGAAUAUCCUUCUAAAACCAAUUAAUCGAGGGCAUAAGACUCAUCAAAAUGUAUGUGUGGGAAAAGGCAUUCUAAGAUAAAAUUUAAGCAAUAAGGAGACAAGAAGUUCUCAACUAUUUUAAAAUUCACUUCCUCAAUUUAAUUGAUAGAUCCUUUAAUUAUAGUGUUCAUAUCUGGGGAUCAUAUCUAUUUUUACUGAUCAUCUACUUCAAUGACAUUUACAUCGAUGUUUCCUCAAUUGUCGGAACCAUCUAAUUGAUGUCCAUGAUCAAAUAUUAUUGCGUAUUUUAGGUUUCAUAUGCAUUCCAAGCAUUCAUGAAUUUGAAUGUUAUUUUUAAAAGAGUGGUGUCUAUAAUGACUUCAAAUGGGUCAAGCAGUGAAAAGAAAAGACAUUUGUUGACAAAUAUUGAGACUCCAAAUUAAGUUAUUAGAAAGUCCAAUACAAUAAAUGUGAAUGGCAAAGCAAACUCAUCUAAAUAAAUAAAGAAACAGAGUUGUGUCAUCAAGAGAGUUCCAUAUGUUACAAUGGUGGAAGUGAAUCUGAGAUGGAAACCAAGAUCAUUCCCAGUUUUGUCAGAUUUAAACUUGGAAGUGUUUCCAGGAUAACUCAUAGGAUUGAUAGGCAGGGUUGGUUCUGGAAAGACUACUUUGUUGUAGUCUAUUUUGGAAGAAUUGCCUUAAAUAGAUGGAGAGUUCUAUGUAAAAAAGAAACUUAAAAUGUCCUUUGUUGAGUAAGAUCCAUUUAUAUACACUGGAACUGUGAGAGAGAAUAUCUUAUUUGGCAAAGAAUUUGAGCAUGAAUUGUAUAGGAAAGUGAUGCAAGUCUCGUGUUUAGAUUAAGAUGUCUUAUCAUUUUAGGAUGGAGAUAAAACUCAGAUAGGAGAAAAGGGUGCCAAUUUAUCAGGAGGACAAAGAGCUAGAUUAAGUUUGGCAAGGGCUCUUUAUGCAUUGCCUGACUUGUACUUGUUCGAUGAUCCAUUAUCAGCAGUAGAUGCCAAAGUGGCAAGGAAAAUAUUCACAUACGCCAUAAAAGAAUUCAUCUUUAAAUUCUAGCCACAAUAUCUAUAAGAGAAGAAUACGAAAUUUCAUCAAUAGUAUAUGCCUCAAAUUCCAGCUGUGAUAUUGUCAACCCAUUAAAUAUAAUUCGCUUUGGAAUGCGAUUAUGUUAUUAUUUUAGAUAAAGGGACCAUUGCAAAUCAAGGAACUUACAAGUAAGUCAAGGAAACCUUAGCCUUGUUUAAUUCUGAUAUUGUUGAACCAGUGAAGAAAUAAUUAGUCAGAAAAUAAACUAGAUUAGCAACUCUAUUAAACAAACAAUAAGAGAAAGUUGAAAAGAAAGAAAUAGUCCAGUUGUUUUCAAAAGAGGAACAAAAUCAGACUGAUGCUGGAUGGACAACCUAUAAAAGAUACUUCAGCUAUUGGUCUCCCAUCUUUUUAAUUUUCAUUAUCAUCGGUCAGAAUGUGGCUACUGAAAUCAUCAACAACUAUUAUUACAGAGAAAUGGCUCUGUAUGAUGAAACAGACAGAGAGUCUAACAACUAGCUAUUCCUCAACGCUGGACUCUUAGUUUUGGCUGCUUAUUGCAACAACAUAGUCAAAUACUUCUUAAAUAUCAUCGGAGUCCUUAUUUCUAAUAAUAAGAUUCAUAAUGAAAUGCUCUCAAGAUUGAUACGAGCACCAAUAAGCUAUUUUGACACUAAUCCAUCAGGGAGACUAAUUAAUAGAUUUUCUACUGACUUAUCAUUGGCAGAUAACUAAAUUCAAUAAAUUAUUACUGAUAUUUUCGAAUAAGGAUCCCAAUUCCUUGUCUCCCUGGUCACGAUAGCCAUUUUACAACCCUUUUUUACUUUCCCAUUAGUGUUUACCAUCAGUAUGACCAUAAUUAUUUUUUCAAUUUCUCGACAGGUUGUGUCCUAAUUGAAGAUUUGUGACUUAAUUUAAAGAUCCCCAUUAUUCGAUCAAUUUAAAGUUUGUUUAUAUGGAAUUACCUAAAUAAGAAUAAACAAAAAUUAAGAUUGGAUUAGAGAGUAGUUUUAUUAGCUUUGCAAUUAAUCAAUGUAAGCCAAUUUGAUAUUUUCUUAUUCCCAGAGGUGCUUUGGAUUUUACAUAGAUAUAUUUGGUUAAUUUACUAACAUAGCUGGCAUAUUUCUUAUUAUUGCCAUGAUUGAAGACCCUACAUUGUUUUCGUAGGCCCUUUUAUUGCUGUCUACUUUCAACACUCAAGCUGGUACACUUAGAUAAUUUAUGGCCUUUGAUUCGAUAAUGAACAGUGUGAAUAGAAUGUUUGAGAUAUGUGAUAUUGAAUUGGAAGCUUAACAGACUCAACAGAUUGAUGAUGAAUUAUCAGUAAUAGGCUGGCCUGAAACAGGAACUAUUCAAUUCUAAAAAGUCGAAAUGCAAUAUCGUCCAGACAUGCCGUUCAUAUUAAAGGGCAUGAGUUUUAAAAUCGAAGGUGGUGAAAAAGUGGGAGUUAUCGGUAGAACAGGGGCUGGUAAAUCUUCCAUAAUUUAGGCUCUUUUGAGAAUGGCAGAAAUAACUCCAGAUGGUAACAUUUUUAUAGAUAAUUAUGACAUCAGAGAAAUAGGAUUGGCCAAACUUAGAUCAGAAAUUGCUAUCAUUCCAUAAGUACCAUUUCUAUUCAGAGCCACUAUCAGAGAAAACCUAGAUCCCUUGUACUUAUUUGAUGAUUCAAAAAUUUGGAAGGUUCUUAAAGACACUGGACUGCAAGAUUAUGUGUUAGAUCUUCCAAAACAACUGCAAUCUGAAGUGUAGCCUGAUUUAUUUUCAAUUGGUUAGAAAUAACUAAUCUGUUUGUCUAGAGUGUUGUUGAAUAAGAAAAAGAUUUUAAUUUUAGAUGAAGCCACAGCCAAUGUAGAUAUGGCGACAGAUGCUUUCAUUCAAAGCACUAUCAAGGAGAAAUUUAGUGAUUGCACUAUUAUUACUAUAGCUCAUAGACUCAAUACGAUUGCAGAUUAUGAUAAGAUACUUGUGUUGGAAGAAGGGAAGGUCUUAGAAUAAGGUCAUCCUUUUGAGCUAUUAGUUACUAAUCCAAGAACUUCUUCGGGAAUAGACAAGGAAUCUGUCUUUGCUAUGAUGGCUAUUUAGACAGGAGUUAAGAAUGGUUAGGCAAUUUUCGAAUUAGCUAGAAAAGCUUAUUUAUAAAAGAUUCUCAGAAAGGAAUACAACAAUGUUAAGACUAUUAUUUAAUCGGCUAAACAGAGAAAAUCAGAAUUGCUUUCAUAAACAUCUCUAGUUCACGAGUAAAAGAAUUUGACUCCUUAUAAGAAAAGUAAAGAAUGA